This is a messenger RNA of Anisakis simplex (herring worm), 2088 nucleotides long. NCBI's taxonomy places the organism in Eukaryota, Metazoa, Nematoda, Chromadorea, Rhabditida, Anisakidae. The record is from the annotation of a GenBank genome assembly.
AUGAAUCCUUCCAUACAACUUCAGAAGCGAGAAAAUGCAAUUGAAAAUGGCGACUAUUAUGAUUAUUACGAUGAUAACGAAAUAAAAACAAUGCACAGAACCCUAACUAUUGAAGAAGAAGAAAGAAAACGUACAGCCAAACCACCAGGAAUCAAACCACCAAAAUCGAUGCAGCAAACUAUUGCUGAGUUCAUUUCAACAACCAAUUUUCCUCAAUUACCAGUUCACUUACGAACUGACACGACAACACUUACACCAGCUCCAUCCACCAAUCGUCCUUCAACUAAUGAACGACCAUUCUCUGGUCCACUCAACUUCGUGCAGCCUGAUCAACCGUUUCAGGUUGGUCGAAAUGUUAUCGUUAAUAGUGGUGGUCAGUCGAGUUCAUUACGCCUCAAGUUUGAGAAUCUGCCGUCGUUACCUUUGAGGGAUGUAUUCGUAGGUCAUAUUCGAAUUGCUGAAAAUGUUUCAUCAACUCAUAAGCAGCAAGCAAACAAUGAAAGUUCAGACUUCGUUUCAACACUGAGACCUGUUAUCAAUGAUGAAACAUCUCUGAAACAUGCAGAUGUUAUGAAUAAAAUCGAGCUUGAUCUACUGCAAGCAAACCCAUCAUUUAGCACUGAUAUUGCAGUCAAUGAUUCCACGAAGCCACAAUUGACCUCAGAUACGAUAACAGCAACACUAUCAUCAACGACAGUAACAAAACAAACAGCCACUCCAAAUUCAUCUCUAAGUGAUGAUUCAAAUCAAUUCCAAAUCUUGUCGGUGCCAUCUAAUGAAUUUGAAAUUGUCGACGCAGCCUCCGCACUUAACAAAGAUUUUUCUCUUGCAAGCUUCGUUGAAACAACCGAUACUUCUGUGUCUACAGAUGAUAAGAAUUUGAUCAUUCCAACAACCGCAAAUCUACAGAUGCCAACAGAAUCGUCCGAAAGGCAUAUCACUGAGAACAAUUCGAGGAAUGCAAGCAACGUGCUUCCAAAUGCUGUUUUAUCGUUUGUGGAUGCAAAUAUUCAAGAUAAAUUUCAUGUCGGCCACAAUAUUGUUCGACUGAAACUGAAAACUAAUGAAAUAUCAACUCCAACACAUAGUCCUGAAAAUUUUGUGAAGAGCUCGUUCAAGAACUCACUCUUAAAUCCAUCGAUAGAGAUGCUUAAAAAAGCGAAGCUACUUGAAACAUCCGAAUCUCCCUUCCCUUUUAAUGUCCAUCAGCAAUCGUCUGAAAACGAGCUUCCGCCUCACAAGCCUGCGAUACACAAGAAUCGCAACCGUAAACUCAAUAAAAAAAAACUGAAGGUUCAUGUAACAUACGAGACACACUCCACCACAGAGCAACCGACCACAAUCGCUGACGAUAAAUCCCCAGUUAACCAAGCAAACACCAACUUCAAAAUUACUCCUGCGAUCAGCUUCACCACACAGCCUUUACCCUCCUUAUCUGAGCAAACCACAACUUCUCAACACUCAUCUGGAUAUGCUGACGGCAGUGAUCGUUCACUCCAAGACAAGCAAUCAUCAGAUAAGCCCGUAUCUGAGCGUCUAAUUGCUGAUAUAGAAUCAUCCUUUUAUAGCGAAGCUGCUCCUGUAGAACAAUCUAAAGAGCAACUUGAAAGCGUUACUACCCACGUGGAUCAAGACCAAACGUUCAGAAUCGAUGUGAGUAAAAUGCGAUCGAUUCUAGAUAAAUACUUACCAAAGCCAUCGUCCACGUUGGAAACGUCAAAAGAUGUUACUGUUGGCUUCUCGCAGGAGGCAUUCAGUGAAAAACAGCGCAAUAAACUGAUUGAUGAUAUUCUUUCAGCAAUUGAAUCAGUGCAGAAAUUCAGUGAAAGCGUGCGGAGGGAAAUGCGACAAGCUAGGUUGUAUGGUUCAUUUGCAUCUAGCGAUCGUGAUCCUAGUUCAUCUGUGAAGGUUAUAUCCACCACUAACAAAAAUCCGUCACAAAUCACAAGUGGAAUAUCGUCGAUAGGUCUCGCUGAUUCUUUGCAGAUUAAAAAUGGUGCUGUUUUUGUUCCUUUACAAAGAGCUCGUAUUGCGUUAGCCACUGCACGUUUCGUUCGACCAGACCAGCUGCGAAAACUUCAUCAUUAG